CUUCCGUGUGCACUGCGGCUUUUGACCGGCCGGGAGCUGGAACCGGUUAGGGUCCUGCUUCUGGCGUCUGACUUCCCUACACUCAUAUCACCUUACGCGGCACUCACAGCGGGGACAUGAGUGUUCCUGUGCCACCGCCCCCGGACGGGCUCCUGACCGGGACCUCCGACAGCCUGGAGGCCGGCGAGCCCACGCUGGGUUUGAGUGAUGCUUCUCCAGAUGAAGGACUGAUAGAGGACUUCACUGUGGAGGACAAAGCUGUGGAGCAACUGGUGGGAGGCCUGCUGUCCCACUACUUACCAGAUCUGCAGAGGUCGAAGCAAGCCCUGCAGGAACUCACACAGAACCAAGUCGUGUUACUAGAUACACUGGAACAAGAGAUUUCAAAAUUUAAAGAGUGCCACUCCAUGCUGGACAUCAAUGCUUUAUUCACAGAAGCGAAGCACUAUCAUGCCAAGCUGGUGAAUAUAAGGAAAGAGAUGCUGAUGCUUCAUGAGAAAACAUCCAAGUUAAAAAAAAGAGCUCUUAAGCUCCAGCAGAAGAGACAGAGAGAAGAGCUGGAAAGGGAACAGCAGAGGGAAAAGGAAUUUGAAAGAGAAAAGCAGCUGACAGCCAAGCCAGCCAAAAGGACUUGAGAGCCGAGCUGUGGGUGUCUGUUGCCCUGCCAUACUCCCUGGGUCCCCAGUGUUGUUCAGAGAGAGGGUGCGGAUGGUGCCUUAUGCCAUGGGCAUGUUUGAAACCCUUCCCAGGGUUGCCGUGUCGCCGUGACUUCAUUUCACUUCACUCAAGAAGCCUUCUUUUUGAUAUUUUUAAAUUUUGCUUAAUUUUAAAAUGUAUUACUUUUAUCUUCAAUCAUUUGUAAACUGGAAAACAUUUCUGUUAUUACAAGAGUCUGAACACUAGUUCAAAGUGAGUACAAGUGCUUGAGCUUCUUGAGAAUUGAUUUUAAAGUUUCUCUUCCUCCUCUCAUGAUGACAGGCCUUUCUUGCACUGCAACACUGAGUUUUGACAAUUGCUUUUCAUUGCUUAAAGAGAAAUUCCAAUUGUCUGAUCACAAAUCUGGGAAGGAAGCCACCAAGCCUUUGUGAAGAACACAGGAAGUGUGUGUACCCUGGAAAUCCAGCACCUUAGAUGAGGGUGUGUGGGGGGGAUGACAGACAGAUUCUUCCAGCCAUUCUGUUUUUCAGGGUUGGUGCUUUUGUAGAUUUGGGAUUCUAAGCAGGGUUCCAUCCAUUCGUAAAGUUGUUCAGCCAUGGUGGACCCACCAGACACUCUUCACGCACUUAUGCUGAGUGAAGGAGGGCAUGUCUGUUCUUUGUCUUUUCUUCUCAGAUGAGGUCUCUACAAAGCCCUAGCUGUCCUGGAACUCACUAUUUAGACCAGGCUGGCCUCAGACUCACAGAGAUCCACCUGCCUCUUAUUGCUGAGUGCUGGGAUUAAAGGCGUGUGCCUUUAGAAGUAGGCACUAAAAGCACUGGCUGGCUCAGUGGUUUUAUAAGUAGAACAAAGUCUAAUGUUGCUCAUGUCAUGUGUAAUUACAGGGUCGGUGGAAUGUCAGUAAAUAGUAUACAAAAGAGGCAGCACGAUACCUUUAGUUAUAUUCCUGAUGUUGUGUGUGGGAACUUACUUUGUAGGGCAAAUGAAGUUUCAUUGUUAGAAAUCAAGACUAUUAGUAUGUGUUCCCAUGUUAGUGUGUCCUAUGCAGCUGGAUUCUAACGCUACUGUGUGUGAGCAGACCAGAACUACAAAGGUCUGAGAAGAAUGCGCAUCUUUUAUGUUCCAUGUUCCACCUUUAGUAAGCUGGAGUCACUACUGCUGGUCACAUACUGGGCGAAUGAUAAAGAGGCCAUUAAAGAUGAAUGAUGUUAAAAACUCCUCAGUUUAAAGGCUUAGCUACUUUGAAAGAGCCUUAUCCUUCUUUAAUGAAUGAAUCAUGAUCUCACAAGUCACUGCUCUUGACCUUCUCUUUAAGAAUACAAAUGUGUCUAUUGAAAGGCUGUUACUCUUAGUCACUUUCUGUCACUCCCAGAGCAGAAGUCACUAGGACUUGCAGGACAAUGUCAUUAAAUUACAGAAUGUACUGUUAUAAUAAAAUAUCUGACAUCUGACAAA
Molecule: messenger RNA, 2112 nt
Organism: Cricetulus griseus (Chinese hamster)
Lineage: Eukaryota; Metazoa; Chordata; Mammalia; Rodentia; Cricetidae
Source: RefSeq, a predicted model, not a curated record